Brassica napus (rape) is the source of this 1494-nucleotide messenger RNA. RefSeq lists its product as uncharacterized. NCBI's taxonomy places the organism in Eukaryota, Viridiplantae, Streptophyta, Magnoliopsida, Brassicales, Brassicaceae. The transcript has 3 exons. The coding region runs from base 109 to 1494 and encodes 461 amino acids. The record is from RefSeq and is a predicted model, not a curated record.
UUCGUGAAACAGAGAGCAGUUGGGAAAAUUAGGGUUUCAAAUUUAUUUAGAAGAUUUAACCUUAAGAACUUUGAACGGGUAGAAAUCUCAGUUGUUACUAAGAAGAAAAUGAGCUCUACUGGUGUAAUAUUCAAUUGUCACUACAAGGGGAAGUGGAAAAAUUCAAGUCCCGACCUUGCUUACGACGGAGGUAAUGUACAGAUUAUUGAUUGUGAUCCACGUGAGAUCUUUACCCACUUGGUGAAUGUAUUGGGCGUGUCACUAUAUAACCAGAGGAUAUGGUAUAAGAUGCCAUAUGAGAGUCUUGAAGAGCUAAAGAUCAUAUUUAAUGGUGACCAAAAUUUUCAGAGGAUGUGUGAAGCAGCUGUACGGACGAAAAUGGUUGAUGUAUUUCUCGAGGAAGAUGAUGUUAAUGAUGAUGUUUCUCAUGCUAAUGAGACUGUGGGAGAUGCUUUUCAUGCGACAGUUGGUGGUAACAGAGAUGAGAUGUGUGAGGAGGAAGCUCGUAUUGAGGAAAAUAUAGCAGGAUUUGUUGAUGAGGAAGAACAAUGCAAUGAUGAGGAUACACCACCCAACUCGGAUUGUGAUGAAGAGGAUGGAGCAAAUGGUCGGAAACAUUAUGAUAAAUACAUAAAAUUCAGUGGAGAGAUCAGGCUGGAGCAGACGUUUGAUACCAUCACUGAGUUCAAAGAAGCCAUUGUCGAUUAUGUGCUUAAAACAGGACGGAAUGUGAAGUUCACUAGAUGGGGAUCCGAAAAAUCCGAAGUAAGGUGUACAAUUGGUGAAGGUUGUCCUUUUAGGAUAUAUUGUUCGUAUGAGAAACCAAUAAAAUUGUUCAUGGUUAAGUUCUGCAAUGAUGAGCAUUCUUGUGACAAGGACGGGUUUAGCAAAGUGGUGAAGGACAGUGUAAUUGCAAAACUGUUCUUGAAUGACUUUAGAAGAAAUCCUGAUUUGAUGCCACAAGCAAUGCAACAAACUCUUGAGGACCGAUAUGACUUGGUUGUGACACAUAACCAGUGUAGAAAAGCAAAGGGGAAAGCUUUAAAGAUGAUUCAAGAUGAAGAUGAUGAGCAAUUUUCAAGGUUCAGAGACUACAAAACAGAGCUUUUGAGAACUAAUCCAGAGUCGACUAUUGAGCUUGGGACAGUGCCUGGAGUUGAAGGAGUUGAUUUAUUCGAUCAUUUCUAUGUCUGUUUUAAAGCACUCCGUGACACAUGGCGUGCCUACUGCCGUCCUAUUAUUGGGAUCGAUGGUUGUUUUUUAAAGAACAAUGUCAAAGGUCAACUCUUGGCAGCUGUUGGAAGAGAUGCAAACAAUCAGCUCUAUCCAGUUGCUUGGGCAGUUGUACAAGUGGAAAACACAGACAAUUGGGUAUGGUUCAUUGCAAAACUCAAAACUGACCUUGGUAUUGGUGAUGGAGAAGGAUUCACGCUAAUAUCGGAUAGGCAAAAAGGUUUGCUUAUUGCUGUGGAUCAAGAGCUUCCUAAGAUAUAA